ACAAGAUGGCUGUGGUGUUUUUUGGGCUGCUGUGUGUCCUCCUUUCGGCUGUCAUCGUAGGACUGUACAUCCAAACUGAGGGGACAAGACAGUUUCAGCUCAGGUACAACAAUCAAACAGAAGAGAAAGACCAGCUACAGAUGCAGUACAACAAUCGAACCGAAGAGAAAGACCAGCUACAGAUGCAGUACAACAAACUGAAUGAAGAGAAAGACCAGCUACAGAUGCAGUACAACAAACUGAAUGAAGAGAAAGACCAGCUACAGAUGCAGUACAACAAUCUGAAUGAAGAGAAAGACCAGCUACAGAUGCAGUACAACAAUCUGAAUGAAGAGAAAGGCCAGCUACAGAUGCAGUACAACAAACUGAAUGAAGAGAAAGGCCAGCUACAGAUGCAGUACAACAAACUGAAUGAAGAGAAAGACCAAGUGGAGGCCGAUCGGAACAGAAUGAUAAAAGAGUUGGAGACCAAUAACAACAACUUGAGAAAUGAGAAAUCCCAGCUGACGGCCAAAUUCACGACUGAGAGAGAUGAACUACAGAGGCGUCUUUUCGAACUGGGCGAGUACAUUGUCUACUGUUAA
Clupea harengus (Atlantic herring) is the source of this 584-nucleotide messenger RNA. Its product is annotated as interaptin-like. The record is from RefSeq and is a predicted model, not a curated record. Lineage: Eukaryota; Metazoa; Chordata; Actinopteri; Clupeiformes; Clupeidae. Bases 6 to 584 code for a protein of 192 amino acids. The transcript has a single exon.